Messenger RNA from Suillus plorans, 1320 nucleotides. RefSeq lists its product as uncharacterized. The transcript has 5 exons. Lineage: Eukaryota; Fungi; Basidiomycota; Agaricomycetes; Boletales; Suillaceae. Bases 1 to 1320 code for a protein of 439 amino acids. The record is from RefSeq and is a predicted model, not a curated record.
AUGGAUAUUUUGCAUGCUGAACGGGAGCAGGAUGACAACAAUGACAACCAGGUAGCUGAUGACAAUGUUGAUGAGGAUGAGCAACCCAAUAACAUGCCUUUCAAUGUGUCCGAAUUUCCUUGGCAGCUGGCAGCUGGAGAUGGGCAUGUUCAGGAGCACAUUCAUACUGCCCUGUUGUUAAGACCAUGCACAAAGGGUAGGACUGAUUCCGAGGGGCUUGGCUUCAGCUCGUGCGCUGCGCCCCUUACCCGAGGAUCUGCACGGGUACGGGUAACCCGCGCGGGUCACAGGUAUGGGUACUACUGGGGUACGGGUAUGGGUCGGGAUUCUAAGACCCGUGCUCUUACCCGUACCCCAGCUAUACCCGUGCCUUCCAUAAACACCAUACUUCCCACAUGCACACUACAACCGGCACCACCACCAAGCACUCAGACUUCCUGCCGGCAACGCAUCAGCUCUCGUUUUUCGCGUCAAAACUCAAAGGUCCCAUGCUCGUUUGGUAUCAGGACUUACCACAUCCCAGACGACACGACUGGCCCACCCUGCAAGCUGCCGGCCAGACGCAGAACUCGCACCCGCCACCACAUCGCUACCAACACCUUCGCAUUCGGCGGUACUCGCCGUAUCCCCCACGCCACCAAGCACCAUCCAGCACCUACGCGACGCGCUGACUUGCCAGCAUCGAGUGUACAUGCUCAGACCACGCCAGCGAAUGCUGGCGUGGCUCGAACGCACAUGGAAGACACCAGGAUGAAGAGAGGAGGAAAAGAGGAGGAACGAGAGGAGGAAGGAAGGAUCUUGUCAGUAAGUCGCCAUCCUGACUCUGCCCCCAUUUUCUGCAAUGAGGAUGCGACACCCGACAUGUCACACUCUCGCACCACCACACCACCAUCUCCCAUUUCGACAUGCUCACCUUCGACUUUGAUCGUAUGCGACACACCACCUGCCACGACAUCAGCGUCUAUUUCGACGUGUCCGUCAUUCGCGCCCAAUGUUGCCUACCUUUCUUUCAACCCUAUUGGUCGCAUGGUGUAUAUCGGAAUGCACCUACAGGAGCAACUAUGGCUAGCUGUAGUUCCUACAACAUUUUUCGAACCAAACCAUCCUGAUAAUGCCAGAGCAGCAUACCCAGCACUGAAUGCACCCAGCACUGCCCUGACUCAGCAUCAUGCAUUGAUGAUUGUUAUGUUCAUCACCCAUGCAUUUACUGAGAUGCUCCUCCAAGACAUCCACUGCCGAGAGUGCUAUCCGGUCCCUCUCACUCAUGCCGCUGUCAAGGAAUCAACAGCCCUCCCCCUUACAAAUAACCUGGCUACAUAA